CCAGACCAGACUUAUCGGUUCGACCGACGAUUUUAAAAGGCUAAAAAAAAGCUAGAUCUAAAAAUACCGCUCUAAUUACCGCUCCAAAUAUGUCAAAUAUACGAGUUGUAAAAUGACCUCACAAGAAACGCAGACUGAGGGUGCACGUAGGAGGGUCACCCUUCCACCUUCGACACCAGAUAAAGAUACACCAUCCAAAAAAGGCAGCGAUGAGCCCAACAGAAUUUCGCACACAGAGUUCCAAAAAAGAGUAACAUCGGACAGAAGCGAUGAGGCGGUCUUCAGCUGCCAAUUCGAAGUGUUCGGGAUUGUGCAAGGCGUUUCAUUUCGAAUGUACACCUUGCGAAGAGCUCAAAAGCUGGGAGUCCGUGGUUGGUGCAAAAACACCAACGAGAAUACUGUGAAGGGCGAAAUUCAAGCACACCGAAAUUCCUUUGAGUCCAUGCGCCUCUGGCUAAAGCACACCGGCAGCCCCACCAGUCGAAUUGACAAAUGCAUUUUCAGUGAGACUACAGAACUUGCAGAAUUCACGUUCACCAACUUCACCAUAGUGGUGGAUUAGUUAGUUGUUCUUUAAAGCUAAAAUUAAUCUAGAAACGGAAUUCAAUUUUUCUUAUACACGCUUAUACAGUAUUUGGAUGAGUUAAAAUUUUUCUUUUGUUAUAAAAUUAAAUCUAACUAAAAUGCAAUGCGCAGAAA
This is a messenger RNA of Drosophila sechellia, 699 nucleotides long. Its product is annotated as acylphosphatase-2. The record is from RefSeq and is a predicted model, not a curated record. Bases 113 to 562 code for a protein of 149 amino acids. NCBI's taxonomy places the organism in Eukaryota, Metazoa, Arthropoda, Insecta, Diptera, Drosophilidae. The transcript is spliced from 5 exons. Gene Ontology annotation, molecular function: acylphosphatase activity.